AUGGGUCACGCCAAGUGGGCAUGCAAAGAGCACUUGCCAACGGCCAGGGAAAUCUUUUGCUCACAAGUGGAAACCCUUGGUUUCAAAACGUGUGGACGCACAACUCAGGUUCCCAUCAUAACAGGGAUACUUGAUAAAGAGGAGAAUUUAUUGAUCCCACCGAUUCCACUCUUUCAAAUGACUAAGGUAGACUCCGAUGGGACGGAACAGCUUGUAGCUUGUUGUUCCCUUGCUUGCGCCGUAGAACAUGUACUUGAAGGGUGGACCAAAAGGAAUAUGAGUGAUGAUCCUUUGGCUGAAUGUCAGGAGAGGAUAUCUAAUGCCAAAGGAAUCGGACUUCUCAAUUACGGUCCUGAAGCAGGAGAUACACUGAUUGAUAUGGAACCCAUGCGCGAGAAGAGUAUGAAUGCCUGGUCAACCGAAUCCAAGGGACAGAGUGAUGAAGAACUGAGCGGAGAUUCAGACAAUGCAAGUGUGGACAAUGAGAGUGCUGCCAAUCCCAAAAUCAAUAUCAACGACAAGAAUACUGACAAUGCAGAUGAUGACGGUGACAGUGAUCACAAGAAAGAUCUUCAAGAUGGGAGAUUCAUUGACUUUACCUCCACUUCACAACUCCUGAAGGCUCUCAUGGGGGAGGUGGGAGAACAGAUAUCAGAAAGUAUCCACCCCCUUAAUGACAUGGGAAUAUGUAUUUGCAACUCUCAAAAACAAUCAUCAGCGGCAGAAAUUUGGACCACAAAAGUAUCUUCUAAAUUUGUCUCGAGCUGUAAACAUGACGGUGACAACUUCAGAAUUCCUGUUGCCAUCAUUUCAGAGGUCUCAGAAAUUGGUGACAUGGUUACUGUGCAGGUGCUCUACCCAAUGAAAAGAAUUCUAGCGGAUGGGACUAAGGAACAGAUUGGAUGCUGCACUGUUGGUUGCGCCUUCAAACAUUUAGUUCAAGGGUGGAGUAAAGGUGACAACCUCUGUACGGAGCUUCCAUUCGAGUGGGAUUCCGAUGAUGAAGCAGAUGAAGACCCAGGAAUGGAGCAACAUCUCCGCCCGAGACCGGGGCGUACGCAGCCCCGCAUGGCGUGGCUGAUGGAAAGGGGGUUGAUUGUCACGAAUUUCAGUACUCGUAGAGUAGUAUAA
This is a messenger RNA of Tremella mesenterica DSM 1558, 1131 nucleotides long. RefSeq lists its product as uncharacterized. The record is from RefSeq and is a predicted model, not a curated record. NCBI's taxonomy places the organism in Eukaryota, Fungi, Basidiomycota, Tremellomycetes, Tremellales, Tremellaceae. Bases 1 to 1131 code for a protein of 376 amino acids. The transcript is spliced from 3 exons.